CGCUUUGGCCAAGUCUCCUAGGCAACCGAUUACUCCGCCCCCUCCGGCCCUUUCACCUUUAGGGUGCGCGGCGACCGCGGCCCUCUGGCUCUCUCCCUUUCCCCCCUCCCUCUCCCUACCCCCUCCGCCCGAGCUUUCCGGGCCGGAAGCAAAUAUGGCGACGGCGGCAGCGGAGGUUGGGGCGGCCUCGGCGGAGCUGGUGAUCGGCUGGUGCAUAUUCGGCCUCUUAUUACUGGCUAUUUUGGCAUUCUGCUGGAUAUAUGUUCGUAAAUACCAAAGUCAGCGGGAAAGUGAAGUUGUCUCCACCAUAACAGCAAUUUUUUCUCUGGCUGUUGCACUUAUCACAUCAGCACUUCUACCAGUGGAUAUAUUUUUGGUUUCUUACAUGAAAAAUCUGAAUGGUACAUUUAAGGAUUGGGCUAAUGCUAAUGUCAGCAGACAGAUUGAGGACACUGUAUUAUAUGGUUACUAUACCUUAUAUUCUGUUAUAUUAUUCUGUGUGUUCUUGUGGAUCCCUUUUGUCUAUUUCUAUUAUGAAGAAAAAGAUGAUGAUGAUACUAGCAAAUGCACGCAAAUUAAAACAGCACUCAAAUAUACUCUGGGAUUUGCUGUGAUUUGUGCACUUCUUCUUUUAGUUGGUGCUUUUGUUCCAUUGAAUGUCCCCAGUAACAAAAACUCUACAGAGUGGGAGAAAGUGAAAUUCCUGUUUGAAGAACUUGGAAGUAGUCAUGGUUUAGCUGCACUGUCAUUUUCAAUUAGUUCUUUGACCUUGAUUGGAAUGUUGGCAGCUAUAACUUACACAGCCUAUGGAAUGUCAGCAUUACCUUUAAAUCUAAUAAAAGGUACUAGAAGUGCUACUUAUGAACGUUUAGAAAACACUGAAGACAUUGAAGAAGUGGAACAACACAUUCAAACAAUUAAAUCAAAAAGCAAAGAUGGCCGACCUUUACCAGCAAGGGAUAAACGUGCAUUAAGGCAAUUUGAAGAAAGAUUGCGAACACUUAGAAAAAGAGAGAGACACUUAGAAUUCAUUGAAAACAGCUGUUGGACAAAAUUUUGUGGUAUCUUGCGCCCCCUGAAGAUCAUUUGGGGGAUAUUUUUCAUCUUAGUUGCACUACUGUUUGUAAUUUCUCUCUUCUUGUCAAAUUUGGAUAAAGCUCUUCAUUCAGCUGGCAUAGAUUCUGGUUUUAUAAUUUUUGGAACUAACUUGAGCAAUCCAUUGAAUAUGCUUUUACCUUUACUACAAACAGUUUUUCCUCUUGACUAUAUUCUUAUAACAGUUAUUAUUAUGUACUUUAUUUUUACUUCAAUGGCGGGGAUUCGAAAUAUUGGAAUAUGGUUCUUUUGGAUUAGGUUAUAUAAAAUCAGAAGAGCUAGAACCAGGCCCCAGGCUCUCUUAUUUCUUUGUAUGAUACUUCUUCUCAUUGUCCUUCACAGUAGCUAUAUGAUUUAUAGUCUUGCUCCCCAAUACGUUAUGUAUGGAAGCCAAAAUUACUUAAUAGAGAGCAAUAUCACUUCUGAUGACCAUAAAGGUAAUUCAUCCCUUUCUGUGCCAAAGAGAUGUGAUGCAGAUGCUCCUGAAGAUCAGUGUACUGUUACUCGGACAUACCUAUUCCUUCACAAGUUCUGGUUCUUUAGUGCUGCAUACUAUUUUGGUAAUUGGGCCUUUCUUGGGGUAUUCUUGAUUGGAUUCAUUGUAUCCUGUUGUAAAGGGAAAAAAUCAGUCAUUGAAGGAAUAGAUGAAGAUGAUUCAGACAUAAGUGAUGAUGAGCCCUCUGUCUAUUCUGUUUAACAAUCAUCUUAAAAGUUUUACAGCUGAUGAAUAUCUGUUGUGCUUUUUUAAAGUGCUCAGCUAACAUUAUAUUGAGCCAACUAGAUUUCACAAAAAAAAAAAUGGGAGCAUGGCUAUUUUAAAAAAAGACUAUAUUUUUAUGUUUUCUGAAGUAGCACUGUUGUAUCAUAGAUUAACAUUUUAAAUUGAUCUAAUAAUACUAUGUAAAUAUGAAGCUGCUGACUUUGUGAGGGAAUGUGAACUUCUUCUCUUAUGUAUAAUAAUGUUGAAUUGAUUAAAAGUCAUCCAGUAUUAAUAUUCCCUUUGUCAUUUUUAAAAACAUAAUAUAUCAUUUGUAUCUGUAUAUAUCUUUGAAUGUCGAGGGUAGUGUGGAAUUCUACAGUGCCUAUAUUGAAUUAUUUUAAAAUAUUCACAGCAUUGCUGAUAAAUAAAUGUUACUCCAAUAUGCAA
This is a messenger RNA of Erinaceus europaeus (western European hedgehog), 2242 nucleotides long. RefSeq names its product LMBR1 domain containing 1 (gene LMBRD1). The record is from RefSeq and is a predicted model, not a curated record. The transcript is spliced from 16 exons. Bases 155 to 1792 code for a protein of 545 amino acids. Gene Ontology annotation, cellular component: vacuolar membrane. NCBI's taxonomy places the organism in Eukaryota, Metazoa, Chordata, Mammalia, Eulipotyphla, Erinaceidae. Gene Ontology annotation, biological process: protein localization to vacuole.